Ochotona princeps (American pika) is the source of this 748-nucleotide messenger RNA. Its product is annotated as serine/arginine-rich splicing factor 1-like. The transcript has a single exon. The record is from RefSeq and is a predicted model, not a curated record. The coding region runs from base 1 to 747 and encodes 248 amino acids. Gene Ontology annotation, molecular function: mRNA binding. NCBI's taxonomy places the organism in Eukaryota, Metazoa, Chordata, Mammalia, Lagomorpha, Ochotonidae. Gene Ontology annotation, cellular component: nucleus; ribonucleoprotein complex; cytoplasm.
AUGUCGAGAGGUGAUAUGAGUCGCGGCCCUGCAAGGAACUACGACUGCACCGUCUACGUGGGAAACUUGCCCCCAGACAUCAGAACGAAGGACGUCGAGGAUGUGUUUUACAAAUACGGCGCUAUCCGUGACAUCGACCUCAAGAAUCACCGCUGGGGACCGCCCUUCGCCUUCGUCGAGUUUGAGGACCCGCGGGACGCGGAGGACGCGGUGUAUGAGCGCGACGGCUACGAUUUCGAUGGGUACCGUCUCCGGGUGGAGUUUGCACGGAGCGGCCGCCGUGCGGGUGGAUGGGGCCGAGCGCCCCGAGACCGCUACGGCCCCCCAUCCCGGCGGUCUGACCAUCGCGUGGUGGUCUCUGGACUGCCCCACACUGGAAGCUGGCAGGAUCUAAAGGAUCACAUGCGUGAGGCAGGUGAUAUAUGUUAUGCCGAAGUCCACGGAGAUGGCACCGGUGUCGUGGAGUUUGUACGGAAAGAAGAUAUGACCUACGCAGUUCGAAAACUGGACAACACUAAGUUUAGAUCUCACGUGGGAGAAGCUGCCUACAUCCGGGUUAAAGCGGAUGGGCCCAGAAGUCCCAGUUCUGGCAGAUCUCCAUCUCGAAGCAGAUCUCGUCCUGGCAGCAGAAGCCGCAGCAGAAGCCGCAGCAGGAGUCGCAGCAGGAGUCGCAGUUCCUCCUCAGGCAGAAGCAGAGGAUCACCGCGCCAUUCUCACCGCCAUAGCAGAUCUCGCUCUCGUACAUAAG